UGUGUCAGAAGAUUGACAAAGUUUGAAUUUCAGUAGGAUAAGUCAGUGAAAAUAUUCUUCGACGACUUCGAAAUAUUCUCCGAUAUUGCCAUAAUAAAUCUAUAAUCACUGGCAAAUCCUUAAUAUUACUAUAGAAGAAUAAGCUAACAUAUUCUUCAACAACUCUUGAAUAUGACAAAAGUCUUUUAUCUUGUUCCGUAAACCAGUAAAAGCACUCAUCAACUCCCGAUUGUAAACAAACUUUUCAAGUUAGUAGUAUAUAAGUGGUAAUUAAUAAUGACUAAUAUUAAUAACCUUCCAAGAGAAAUUCUUCUCCAAAUAUUUGCAUAUUAUUUGAAAACCGAAACACAGCGAGACUUCAUUCGUAGCGUUGCACAUGUAUGCCAAUAUUGGAAAGAAAUAUGCAUGGACAGUUCAUUAUGGCACACAUUUGAUGGUACUCUAUCACUAAAUGAUUUAAAAAAAUACUGUAAGAUGGGCUGCUUAAAAAACACUGAAUCACUUGUAUUCAGUUAUAGAAAAAGAACUCUUACAAGCAGUGAAGUUCAACUUAUUUAUGAAAAUCUUCCUCGUUUAAAAUUCAUUAACUUUUCUAAAGUAACUGAACAAGUGGGGAAAGAGGAAUGGAAGUUUCUUUCUGAGCUCACUAAUCAUUGCCCUAAUCUAUGUGAUAUAAUUUUUCUUGAAACACACUCAUUAUAUCCACCCAAACUUCCCUUUAAAUUGUUUCAAAAUUUUUUAAAUGUUCGUGGAUCUAAUUUAAUUAGUCUUGAUAUUUCAAAUUUAAGUAUAUUAUCUUUUAGGGAUUUAUUCAUUACUGUUGCAGCAUCUUGCCCAAAUUUAGAAUGUCUGAAAGCCCAGAAUUUACGUGGUGGUAGUAAUUCUUUCCCAAUUCAAUACAUGCAAAAUGGUCUGAAGAAACUUAAAGUUCUUCGCUUGGGACAUCCUAUCUUAAUGCAGAAUUGCAGUUCUGUGUCUACCUCAGGUUUUCCACAUUUAGACACUUUCACACAUGCAAGUAAAAACGAUUGUUUCAUAGAAGACUUGCAUUUACGAAAACUUUUAAUGAAAUCUCCAGACUUAAAAGUACUUGAUAUCAGGGGCUGUGUAUUAUUAACAUCUACUGUUCUUUGUUCUUUACCUGCUAAUAACUUAGAAAGGCUUUAUGUCUCAAAUACAAGACUUUAUGAACUUCAUGGGUUUGCCAAUGUCCUUAAAAAGUGGGGUCACAGUUUAGUUGCUCUUGAUGUUUCUAAGAUGAAGGGAAGUUGCAUCAAUCAUUUGUUCCAGUCACUUGUUUCACUUGAUAGUCUAAAAAAUUUGGAAAGUUUGGAUUUAAAUAAUACUGUAGUGACAGUGUCUACAGUAAAGUUGAUAAUUCAGAAUUGUCCAAAUCUAAAUUUUUUACAGUUGGAAUCAUGCAGGUCAUUUGGUAGAGGUCGUAAACAUGCAUAUUAUGGACAGGCAAAAAUAAAACAACUUUUAAAUCUUGAAGAUGAGAUGGAAGCAGAUUGAUGGUUUUUUAUCUCACGAUUGAAAUGUUAAGUGCUUAUGAUUUCCUUAUUGAUUAAUUGAAAAAUGUGCUUGACAAGUACAAAUAUUACUGUUUCUCCUUUUGAAAUUUCUUUUCCUGAUAAAUUAAAUUUUUAUUUUCAUAUAAAUGCUAUUUUUUAUUUUCUUAAAAAUAUUACUUAUUUUUUAUACUUUAAUUCUGUGGUAUUUGAUUAUACAUAUAAUUAAGAAAAACUAAAGUCUGUAGUCAUCUUAUC
Molecule: messenger RNA, 1769 nt
Organism: Argiope bruennichi
Lineage: Eukaryota; Metazoa; Arthropoda; Arachnida; Araneae; Araneidae
Gene: Fbl6
Product: F-box/LRR-repeat protein 6-like
Exons: 1
Coding region: 277-1515 (412 amino acids)
Molecular function (GO): protein binding
Source: RefSeq, a predicted model, not a curated record